AUGUUUAAAAUAGUAAACGAAUCUGCCACCUUACAAUGUGAAAAAGACGGCCGUGGGAUAUGUGAUGUUUAUCUAGUAUGGGAGCUCGUGUCUCACAUUGCUCAGGAACUUAAUCCGCAGGACUUAUUCAACUUUUCUCUAUCGUGUCGAACCCUGCAAUGGCUCAUCCGGGACGACCACAUCUGCGCAAUGGUUCUAGAAGUAAGCUGCAGCCUUAAGCCAACACGACUAUCUCACGCACACGCUCCACCGAUGUCUGAUAUACUUUCUCCACCAAAGGAGUCGAGACAUUCGGGUGUGUUCCGGAGUCUGACGCUGACAGUAUUCACAUGGAAGUCGACUGCCCCGUUUGCCCCAGAGACCAAGGCGGCUCAUAAAAGCAAAAAUUAUGCCAAAGCGUUACGGUUAAUUGUGAAGCGUUCAACCGCGAUUUUGUCUGCAUCAUCGUACCUGGCUGCGCUCGUUGCCGAAGCAGAAUCCUUCCUUUAUUCAAACGGAGUUGUUUGCUACUUUAGCAACGGUUUACUAAGAAUACGCGAUCUGCACAACUCGGCACUUGAAGAUACUAUCAAUGUUGGAAAGCUCCUGAAGGGAGACGACGGCCUUUCCAGGACCAUCAAGGAUGAACAUGACUUUAAGCUGCGCAUCUUGAAUUACGCUGAUGGCUUCGUUUCUUGCUAUCUCAACCCCGGGAAUCGAUCAUUCCCCAGGCUUCUGGUCAUCAGCCGUUCCCACGGCAGCUUGUUCAGCCAUAUACUUGCAUCGUCUCGGAAGAUAUUCGUACGAAACAACGAUAGAUACCUUUAUUAUGGCACUCAUAGUGCCAUCGCAAGGGACGGAAGCCAGCGCUGGGUACUUCGAGGCUGUAGUCUCCUGAAUGGUAUAUGGCACAACAAUUUGACACAUCUUCCUGACAGGAUUGGGUCCGAUAUUGGCGCCAACAUCUGCUUCGAGAUCAUCGACGGCUACUUUUACGCCCUGGGAAGUCAGAGACACUCUCUCCAUGACUCAUAUAUUUGCGUCCGGUUUCGCAUUGAUCAGGCUGAAAAUAUGGAGGAGUGGCAGGAAUUUCAUUCUGGGGGCCUUGCAAAUAUUCAACGGAGUCUCAUCACACAAGAUGAGCGCACUGGGGUGCUGACCAUCGUCGAUGGUGGUAUUGAGUCGGGGGAAGGGGCCAGUGCCAGAAAGAGGACAUAUUACAGAAGAAGACUCCAGUUUCCUGGCAAUGGCGACAAAUCAGCCUUGUCUUCCACAGGUCCACUAACAAUUCCUGGAUAUGAAGGGCCCAGCAGGCCUGCACAUGCCUCAGACCACAACGCUGCCAGUCUACGUUUAUUAACUCCGAGCGACACACUCCUAAUGUGCUACUCAGACCGUCCUUUCCCAAGCCAAAGAAUAAGACUGAGGGUCAAUUUAACCCAUUUUACUGCGCCCGACACAGCUAACCCUGAAAGCCCAACUCCGGAUGAGCGCGUCGAAAGGCAAUGCAUGUCGAGAACAAACCUCUGGUCACCCCCAGGUUGGGAUAAUGACAAAAAUGUCAAAGCUCUCAAUGAUAUUCUCAGCCCGCAACUCGAACAAAACUUCAUUUGGAUGUGGGAUGAGGGGUUAAAAUGCUACACACAAGCAGGGUUGCUCAACACCGUUCUUGAUCCUUCAAUACGUUUACAAGGCACUCGAAAAUGGGUUAAUGCUUUCUUGGAGGUCCUUGGCGAAGAUCUCGGGGCAAGUUGUCCGGAAUCCAGAAUCCAGGAUCCAGAUCCUUCUGGCAACUCGGCCUACGAGGUCUGGGUGACAGAGGUGAUGGCUUUCCAUCGGUGUGCUGGGAAAGCGGAGAUAAACCCGACAGUUUGGUAUCACAAUAAACGUUGUAAAGGUCCUAGUUACCGUGACCAAACCUCGCGCGGCAUCAGGGACUGCAAGACGAGAUGCGGUGCUAACCUGAACAAACCCAUUGCCAUCAGCGCUGCGGCUCACAGAAUUGGACAGAGUGGAGGGUGGGAUGGAUUGACCCUCGUUGAAGAGCACCGAGGAGGACAGUGUGCCAUCUGA
Pyricularia pennisetigena is the source of this 2052-nucleotide messenger RNA. RefSeq lists its product as uncharacterized. The transcript is spliced from 4 exons. The record is from RefSeq and is a predicted model, not a curated record. Gene Ontology annotation, molecular function: protein binding. Lineage: Eukaryota; Fungi; Ascomycota; Sordariomycetes; Magnaporthales; Pyriculariaceae. Bases 1 to 2052 code for a protein of 683 amino acids.